This is a messenger RNA of Cavia porcellus (domestic guinea pig), 2674 nucleotides long. RefSeq names its product phospholipase A2 group XV (gene Pla2g15). Lineage: Eukaryota; Metazoa; Chordata; Mammalia; Rodentia; Caviidae. The record is from RefSeq and is a predicted model, not a curated record. The coding region runs from base 145 to 1383 and encodes 412 amino acids. The transcript is spliced from 6 exons. Gene Ontology annotation, biological process: phosphatidylcholine metabolic process; ceramide metabolic process. Gene Ontology annotation, cellular component: lysosome.
AGGCGGGUCUUAAUUGGCCGGGCGGCUGGUAGCGGCUGCUGGGCGCUGGCGAUGGGGUUAAAAGCACGGCGCAGUGCUCUUGGCCUACGCGCUGGCCGGGAACGGUGAACCCACACACUGGACUUGCAGCCUCAGCCGCACGCCAUGGACAGGCGCCUCUGUCUCUGCCGCGUGGCCGUGCUCCCGAGCGGCCUCUUGUUUCUUCUGCUGCUACUAAUGCUGCUCGCGGACCCGGCGCUCCCUGCCCAACGUCACCCCCCAGUGGUGCUCGUGCCUGGUGAUUUGGGCAACCAGCUGGAAGCAAAGCUGGACAAGCCUACGGUUGUGCACUACCUUUGCUUCAAAAAGACUGACAGCUACUUCACCCUCUGGCUGAACCUCGAGCUUCUGCUGCCGGUCAUCAUUGACUGCUGGGUCGACAAUAUCAGGCUAGUUUACAACAGAACAUCCGGGACCACCCACUUUCCUGAUGGUGUGGAUGUGCGUGUCCCUGGCUUUGGGAAGACUUUCUCAUUGGAGUUCCUGGACCCUAGCAAAAGCAAUGUGGGUUCCUAUUUCCAUACCAUGGUGGACAGCCUUGUGGGCUGGGGCUACACACGAGGUGAAGAUGUCCGAGGGGCUCCCUAUGACUGGCGCCGUGCCCCAAAUGAAAACAAGGCCUACUUCCUGGCCCUCCGCGAGAUGAUUGAGGAGAUGUACCACCUGUACGGGGGCCCUGUGGUGCUGGUGGCCCACAGCAUGGGCAACAUGUACACAUUGUACUUUCUGCAACAGCAGCCACAAGAUUGGAAGAACAAGUAUAUCCGUGCCUUUGUGUCACUGGGUGCCCCCUGGGGGGGUGUGGCCAAGACCCUUCGUGUCCUGGCCUCAGGAGACAAUAACCGGAUCCCCGUCAUCGAGUCACUGAAGAUCCGGGAGCAGCAGCGGUCUGCAGUCUCCACCAGCUGGCUGCUGCCCUACAACCACACCUGGUCACCUGAGAAGGUGUUCAUACGCACAUCCACAACCAACUAUACACUGCAGGACUAUCAGCAGUUCUUCCAGGACAUCGGUUUUGAAGAAGGCUGGUUUAUGCGGCAAAAAACAGAGGGACUGGUGGAAGUCACGCUGCCACCUGGCGUGCCACUGCACUGCCUCUAUGGCACUGGCGUUCCCACACCAGACUCCUUCUACUAUGAGACCUUCCCUGAUCGUGACCCUAAAAUCUACUUUGGUGAUGGUGACGGCACUGUGAACUUGGAGAGUGCCCUGCAUUGCCAGACCUGGCAAAGACAGCAGGAACACCAGGUGUCAUUGCAGGAGCUACCAGGCAGCGAGCACAUCCAGAUGCUGGCCAACGCCACCACACUGGCCUAUCUGAAACAAGUGCUUCUCGGGCCCUGAGUCCUGUGCCAGGCAGAGCUGCUGAGUGAGUCAGCCACAGGGCUUCUCUUGGCCUCUGAAGCUGUCAUGGUUUAUCAAUUUAGCAAAGUUUGUGACCAAUCAUUCAAGAUCCUCAAGGGUCUUGGGCUAUGAAGCAUCUGCCAUGGAAAGAACCAUUGCUUAUCCUCCUUCUGUGGCCAUGAACAAGAAAUGAGUAUGGACUCAAAGGACCCUUGAUGAAAAGAAUGCUGCUGAUGGUGGAAUUGUCACUCAGGACUGGAUCUGCACAGUGGAUUGGUUUGCACCUGGCCUCAAUCCCCAGCUCGGGGGCCAUGCACUCCUUUUACCCCUGUGGGCUUCCUACAGUUGCCCAGUGGGUCCUGGACUUCCUGUGAGGUCUGUGCUGAGCUCUGUGACCCUCAGGUGACCCUUCCCAUGCAUCGGCCUCAUACAGGCCUGCUACUAGACAUGGGUGGCUGAAGUUGCUGGCUUCCCUGUGGCCUCAACUGUUGGACAGCCUGGUACCCCCUGCAGGCAGGGGCAAUUUUAUUUUCCAUGGCUCCCAGGGCUUGGGGCAUUCACUUCAUUCCUACCUCUCUGUCCUGCAGUAGCAGCCCAGCUCUUGAUUGGGCAGCAGAUGGCCACCAGGGGCCUUGAUCCCUCUGGUUGUACUGUGGGGUCCCAGUAUUAAAAAAUCUGACUCCCUUGGCUCUGCUCUGGGGUUCAGAGCAGGGCCUAGUGCCAUGGUACUCUGGGUACCUAUGGAAAAGGGAACUGCGAGGCAACUGUCUGCCUUGAGCUGCCCUCUUGUGAACCCCACUGCCACUCUGCCAUAUCGUCUCAGCACCCAGCUGGGCUGGUACAGGGCUGAGAGGUGGGGGGCACUUGCUCAUUACCUUUACCCACUAAGCAGGUCAGGGGUUUUUAGAAUAAAGGGAUGAACCGAGAGAUUGGGGUGAGCCUCUGAGAGAGCCAGGAGGCUAGAUUUCCCUGGGUUUUCUUUCUAACAUGGGGAGGCUGGAUGGGUCUCCCCUUAAUAGCAGGGAUGGACAGUCUGAUCCUGAUUUGGUGGCAGGCUUUAGAUGGGUACCUGACCAGAAGGUGAGUCUUAGGUCCAGUCUCAAAAUUGAAGCCCCAAAGCUGCUGUCAGGCACUGUGCCGCUCUCCUCCAAGGUUUCUUGAAGCUGGAUUUUGCUGUUGUGUAUAUGCCCAGCAUCUGUCUCCUUUUGUCCUGAGUGGUGGGCUCCAUAUGGGGUCUGAGCAGGAUGUACCUCGAGUCUGGCAAUAAAAGUAUUCUGAAUGCUGUAAGGUA